AUGCCAGGAAUCACGGUUUCGCCCAUUACCCCGGCCCGACCUGAGUUUGGAGCUCUUGUCGACGACGUGGACUUGGAGAAUCUCUCCGACGCAGAGUUCGAGGCCCUCCGCAACGCCCUCUACACCUACAAUGUCAUCUGUGUGAAGUCGCAGUCACAUCUCACACCCAAGGGUCAGGCCGAGCUGACACGCCGCUUCGACCCGGAUGCGAUGUCUUACGGCCACGGUAAGACCAUUGAUGCCAAGCGGUCGAUCCUUCAUCCGGACCUCAAAACGGUGCCUCACCAGCCUGAGGUCCAGGUCAUUGGCAAUGGCUUUGUACCCGAGUACGAAGGCCUCAAGGACAUCACCUUGAAACACCCUCAUCACCGCACAUUCCACAAGACCGUCAUUCCGGAGGACAAGGACCUAGAUUUCACCCGCUUCUACCGCUGGCACAUCGAUGCCGCACUGUACGGGGGUCUGCAACCACCGUUGGUGACGUCCCUGCUUGCUGUCAAGGUCCCCUCCGGACGGACGCAAACCCUUCUCUACGAUGACGGCAGCGACGACACCCUUCAGGUCCCCCUGGGCACCACCGCCUUCGUGUCCGGGUACACCAUGUUUGACAACCUCACGCCGGAGCAAAAGGAGUUCGUGCUCACCUCCAAAGUGGAAUACGCACCACAUCCCUACGUGUGGAUCUCGACUGCGAAAUCGCGCCCGGACGGACUGGGCAUGGUCUCCGAAGGCAAGGAGGUGCCUGUCGAAGACCUCCCGCCGAUCGAAAACGCCUCCGACGUGCAGAUCCAGCCGCUCGCCUGGCAGAACCCCGUCACGGGCAAGUUCGCCCUGCAGAUCCAUCCAUCGGUCGUGCGCAAGAUCCACCUCGCUGACGGCACCAUCAUCGACGACCUCGCCAAGGUGCGGGAGAUCGUGCACGAUCUGCAGCGCCCCGGGAUCGCGCCGGAGCUGGUCUACGCGCACGACUGGAAGGAAGGCGACUGUGUGCUGUUCAACAAUCACGGUGUCCUGCACAGCGUCGUGGGCGCCUUCAGCAAGGACGAGGUCAGGUUGUUCCGUCAGUGCAAUCUGGCCGCGAGUCGGCCGCCCAUUGGGCCGCCGGAAGUCCUCCCGGGUACGGUCCAGGCGUAG
Molecule: messenger RNA, 1134 nt
Organism: Fonsecaea erecta
Lineage: Eukaryota; Fungi; Ascomycota; Eurotiomycetes; Chaetothyriales; Herpotrichiellaceae
Exons: 1
Coding region: 1-1134 (377 amino acids)
Molecular function (GO): oxidoreductase activity
Source: RefSeq, a predicted model, not a curated record